Molecule: messenger RNA, 987 nt
Organism: Coffea eugenioides
Lineage: Eukaryota; Viridiplantae; Streptophyta; Magnoliopsida; Gentianales; Rubiaceae
Product: transcription factor MYB41-like
Exons: 2
Coding region: 1-987 (328 amino acids)
Source: RefSeq, a predicted model, not a curated record
AUGGCUACUUCUCCAGAGAACGGUGUAAAGAAAGGGGCAUGGUCUAAAGAAGAGGACCAGAUUUUGAUUCAUUAUAUGGGAAAUCAUGACCUGGAAACUUGGAAGACAGUCUCAGAGCAAGCAGGCUUAAACAGGUGUGGAAAGAGUUGCAGGCUAAGAUGGACUAAUUAUCUGAAGCCUGGCAUUAAGAGAGGAGAAUUCUCAGCUGAUGAAGAAGCAACAAUAAUUUCUCUCCAGAGAGAACAUGGAAAUAAGUGGUCAAGAAUUGCAGCUCAUCUUCCUGGACGAACUGACAAUGAUAUCAAGAAUUUUUGGAACACACGCUUGAAGAAGAAACUUCUCAGGAGGGUCAUCAACCCGACAACUCACAAGCCAAUUCCUGAUUUUAAUCUCCUCAACUUUGCUGAUCAGGCUCAGCUCUUAUCGGUCUCAGACAACCCUAAUCUGGAAGCUGCACUGGCUAAUAAUGCAAAUGAACUCAUCAAAAACCAAGUCAAAGCCCUUCAAAACAUGUUGCAGAUUAUAAAUCCAAAUCCACUUCAAUAUUUUCAGGGAAAUCUUGACUUGUAUGAGCUUAUUCAACUUAACGGGUUUUUUGACAGGACAACCACUGACUUAGCUCUUAAUCCCUUGCAACCUCAGUCCAUGAUUGCAGGUUUCAGCAAUGAAUCUCCGGUACUACUAAACCAACAGCAGCCUUACACUUCAAAUUCUUUGCCAUGCUUUGAUGGUGAAACUAUCCCAGGUCCGGUUCUUGAUGACAACAUUAUUCACUCGGAUAACAUCUGCAAUUCAGAAUAUUCUCUUCCGUCAUUAGUUUCAGCAGCCCCUGAAAGUUUGACUGUCAAACAAAUGGAAAGCUUUUAUGUAUCUGCAGAAGCACCUGAGCAGUACAAUGUCUUUGAUGCUUGGGAAAAUCCUGUGGAUAUUGAUGAAGCCAGCGGUUCUUUUUGGAAAGACAAUUUCCGUUUCCCAGCAGACGGUUGA